Messenger RNA from Eubalaena glacialis (North Atlantic right whale), 849 nucleotides. RefSeq lists its product as uncharacterized. The record is from RefSeq and is a predicted model, not a curated record. NCBI's taxonomy places the organism in Eukaryota, Metazoa, Chordata, Mammalia, Artiodactyla, Balaenidae.
AUGCCUGGACGCCAAGUGAGCCGUUCUAACACCUGCAGCCGCUUGAACCAUCCCAACAAUGUGUCCUUUCUGGCCCAGGCUGGGACUCCAGGCUGGUCCCACGGCCCCAGUGUGACCGGGGCUAACAACCUCAAGUGUUCUCGUAUGAGUGGCUCAGAGGCAAGCAGCAGCCCUUCAGAGCAGUCCGACAACCCCGGCUCCCCCAGACUUCCAGUGAGGAGAAUCUGCAUGGGCCGGCCCUACAGCUCCAGGUAUGUGGAGACGAGCCACUUGGUGAAGCGCCCCAAGGUGGCCAGAAAGCCCGCUUGUCGUGGCAGUCCCCACUGCCUGCUCUGUACAGAUCAUCCCUCGGGUCCCUCUGGCCCCACCUCCCUGGACCAACUCAUCAGAGGCAUCAACUACCUUGACAGAUCCACCAAUGCCUUCUACACCAACUGCCCUAAGUCAUCCCUGAGCCUGCCGAGGCUUGCAGCCAGCUACCUGGAACGCGCCGCCAACUCCAUCCACCUGGACCACCUGGACCACUCCUUCCCCCGCAGGUACUCCAACCCCAGCACCAGACUGGCCGCCUCUGACAACUCCUGCGCCAGCAUCUGCAUGGCGCCGUCCUCCAGGGCUGCCCACGCUUUGCAGUACAUGGAUGACUCCACCAACCCGAGCUGCCCUCACGGGCCUCCUAGCCGGAACCUCACUCCCAUGCUGCCACAGAAGCGGGAGAUAAAGUUGCCUGAGCUCCCCCUGUCUGGCAACGGGAUCUUUUCCUUAGCUCAUCUGCCCAAGUUCUGGGAAGCAAUCCUCUCAGGCUGGAGAGCCCCCGAGCCCAUCUCUAAGCCCUGUAGCUGGUGGUGA